AUGACAGCCCGCGAAGAAACCGUUCUGCCUCCCAUCGAUCCCUCCGUCACCGAUGAGAAUGAUUGGUGGGAGUUCGAGUUGACCGACGUGAAGGUCUUACGACCCGGCAAGAUGCUCUACGCGAAUGUCCUUGAUGCCUCCGAUGAUAAUCCCGUGCAAGUAAUUGGGUGUCUAGAGCUCAAGAAGAACCAGGAACAUCUCGGUGCGUACUCGAUUGCCUGUGACGCUUAUCCUCUCGAUCCGGACUCUACUUCGAAUCGCAUUAUCAUCGACGAUGUCACACACUAUGCAUAUGGACAGACAGAGGACCGCAGUGUCGAGAUCUGGGUUGCUGGCAAGGCUGGCUGGUACCUCAUCUCGCCUGCCAAAGGCUACUUGCCUACCUUCAAUCGCAUGGUCCGGGCUGUUGAUAUGCUGUAUUUCCUGAUCGACAGGCACAAGCAAGGAAAGAAACAGAUCAACCCCACAUUCAAGAACCUUUGUCGACAGUAUAUUUUCCACACACACGGCGAUUGCGAAACCGGUGAACAGUCGGCCGAGGCAUUUGCGGAACAUGCGCCUUUCUUGCUCCGCUGUAUGAUCGAAGACGAGUAUGAAAGUAUGGACUGGAAACAGACCAAUGUCUUCGUUCACUUCCGUCGCCAGUUCCCCGACGAGUACAAGAAGCUUGUUGAUCAGCAAUCACCGCAACCUGACGACGAUGAAGACGAGGAAAUGCCUACAAUCUCAACGCCUCGACACGACACGGCUACCAUUUCUAAAUCACAAACUGAUGCCGUAUAUCAGCUAAUUCACGAAUUAAAAGAUGAGGGACAUUUGGCAAAGCGCCGGUUGAAUUUCGAUCUUUUGGCAGAGCGUUUGUCCGCUCGAUAUGCAUUCAACAAGGACGAUGCACGCAAGAUCCUCGGCGCCAGAUCGAAUAACGUUCUAGAGAGACUGGAUCAAGAAGACCGAGAAGGCGAGACAAGAUUCAAGUGGUCUCGCUAUGUCAUUCACCGUGAACUCUCAGAAGCGGCCUCACAACACACAUCCCUACCACCCUCUCUCCUGACACCCCUACCACUACUGGAUGAUUCCAGCGAUGACGAAGAACUGGGCCGGACACAAAAGUCUGUUCUCCGACCCAAGAAUGCUUCGGUCUCAAAAAAGGUCAUGGGAAAGCGAAAUCGCAGCAUAGCGACGAACCAGCAAACUAUCAAGUCCGAGGACGAAGACGAAGAUGAUGACGAUACCCAUAUGGAGGACGUCGAUACACCCAGCAAAAGCCGCGGUCAUGAGCUGAUUCGCACGCCUCUUGCUUCUGAAAACCCCCGACCUCAACCCGACUUCACACCCACGAACCCACGGACCGCUGCCGCCUCUCUAUUGAAGAGCGUACUAUCAGGUGGAUCAAAAAUAACGCCAGCAUCUACUGCGCCCACUACGGGCCAAUGGACCUCAGAGAUCAGCAUAGUAAAUGCACCCGAGGAGUCUGAAACUUGGGCAUGUAGAAUGCCCGGGUGCACCACUAUUCUCACAAGCAAGGGACCCGAGCGCAGGCAGGAGAUAGAGGAUCAUGCCGGAGAGCAUGACUGGGAGGUGCAGAUGCGAGUCGAGCUCGUUGAAACCGAACGACGAAUGCACUCGACCAUGCCCGUGAGCAAUCUCAUGAAAUACCUAGUCGGACAACACCUCAAGCAAAAGCGGACUGCCUUCCCCGAGCUGUAUCCCCCUGACAACGGCGAACCCAUCGAUCCGAUGUCAAUGUUUACUCCGAAGAAGCCAAAGUCUGCGCAAAGGCAGGAGCAGGUCAAUGGACACAAUACAUGA
Messenger RNA from Penicillium atrosanguineum, 1809 nucleotides. RefSeq lists its product as uncharacterized. The record is from RefSeq and is a predicted model, not a curated record. Bases 1 to 1809 code for a protein of 602 amino acids. The transcript has 4 exons. NCBI's taxonomy places the organism in Eukaryota, Fungi, Ascomycota, Eurotiomycetes, Eurotiales, Aspergillaceae.